Messenger RNA from Malassezia vespertilionis, 990 nucleotides. RefSeq names its product exodeoxyribonuclease III (gene rad1). The transcript has a single exon. Gene Ontology annotation, cellular component: checkpoint clamp complex. The record is from RefSeq and is a predicted model, not a curated record. Lineage: Eukaryota; Fungi; Basidiomycota; Malasseziomycetes; Malasseziales; Malasseziaceae. The coding region runs from base 1 to 990 and encodes 329 amino acids. Gene Ontology annotation, biological process: DNA repair; DNA damage checkpoint signaling.
AUGCAGGAUGCGGCGCCGGUGUUGCGCGCGCGGAUUAGCGACGUGAGCAUGCUCACGUCGAUGGUACGCGCAGUAAACUUUGCGUCGUUUGCUACCGUGUCCAUCUCGGCAUCUGGCCUGGAGCUUGUCUCGGAGGCGAACCAGUCGGUACAGGCGCAUGCAUAUCUCUACGCGUCGAUCUUUGACGAGUACACGUUUGCCGCGCCGUCCAACUGGCGCACGCUCGCACCUACCGACACGGAAGAUACGUGGAGUGACGAAGAGGACGAUGCGCUGCAGCCGUACAUAUGCUUCGAGACGAACUUGAGCACGGUGGCGACAUGCCUCGCACUCUUUGCGUCGCGCAUCCAAAACGCCCAGCAUGCGCGCCCAAGCGCACACUCGGAUCCACUGCGCACAAGCACUCGAACUGAGAUAGAGAUUGUCUAUCCCAAUGUCGGCGAGCCGCUGUGCUUGAAAAUGCAGCAGAAUAAUGUCCAGAUGCGGUUCCGGCUUCGCACGUUGGACGCGCAUGUCGUCUCGGGCCUCGAGUUUGACGUGGUGCAUAUGACGGCACAGGUGAUCAUGCACUCGGAGUGGCUUGCACAUGCAUUCCAGGAGAUCGAAGGAGAGGGCGAUGGAAGCGUGCGUAUUCAGUUCCUGCCCCCGGGCGCCGCCAGCGGCGCACUGCAGCUGAGCACGCAAGGGCCUUAUGGGAGCACGGAAAUCUCCUUUCCCGAAGAUAGCCAUAUCACGGAAAAGUUUGAGUGCUGCGAGGUGGUUGAUCAUGGGUACCCCCUCUUGUGCGUCGGCUUCAUGCUGCAGGCGCUGCGGUCGUCUGUAAAGACAUCGAUGCGCAACGACGUGCAUGGAAUGCUCAGCGUCCAAUUUAUGAUUGCCGGCCAGCGCGCACAGCUUGUGCCGCAAAUGCGGGGUGCAACGGCGGGCAGUGUAGCAUCGUCGGGGCACGCGUUUGUCGAGUUUUUGUGCUGCCCUUUGGUCGACAACUAG